Messenger RNA from Gloeophyllum trabeum ATCC 11539, 339 nucleotides. RefSeq lists its product as uncharacterized. NCBI's taxonomy places the organism in Eukaryota, Fungi, Basidiomycota, Agaricomycetes, Gloeophyllales, Gloeophyllaceae. The transcript has 4 exons. The record is from RefSeq and is a predicted model, not a curated record. Bases 1 to 339 code for a protein of 112 amino acids.
AUGCCUCCUAGCCCGCCUGUGGCGAUGUGGUUCUUAUACAACACCCACUUCACUGAAGUGACGUGCCCGAAGUACAUGCGCUCCUAUGUUUCGUCCUCCAGAACCGACCUCGAGAGGCAUCUCAAGGACCACCGCGGGCUGCUGACUGCUGCGCCGCCCAUCCUCUCUCCUACAAUUAUUAUUCAAGAUUUGGACGCGGAUACUCAGGAAACGCGCGCUCUCCCCGAGUCUGACCCGCAGGGUGAAUUGAGCUCAAUGUCUAUUUGGCACAAGAUGUGCGCCCCCGCUUGGUCUCUGGUCUCCGCACCUCAAGACUUUGCUUGCCCCAACCUUGACUGA